GCCGGAUGCGGUACUUAGGAGAGUCCACUUAUAUCAAAGAGAUGAGUAGAUAAGAUAUAACCUUAUAUAACCAUCAAAUAAUCAAGAUCAAAACAAACAUAUUUUAAUAUUAAUCAAAUAAUGUAAUAAUGUCCGAGGAAGAACAAAUAGAAGAAAAACCGUUUGCGAUCGAGCGAGCCAAGCAAGGCCGUGCAGCGUGUAAAAAAUGCAAACAGAAGUGCCUUCAAGGGGAACUGAGAAUAGCGAAAUUGGUGGCCAAUCCCUUCGGUGACGGUAAAAUGAAAUCGUGGCAUCACAUUAGCUGUUUAUUCGAGUCAUUUCUAAAGCAACGCAAGACUACUAAACGUAUAGACGGUCCAGAAGAUAUAGAUGGUUGGGAUAAUCUAAACGAAGAUGAUCGUAACGAUAUAUUAAAGCGUAUAGACGAAUGCGAUAGUUUUUUUAAUGUAACUAAGAAACCAAAGAAACCUAUUGAGAAACCUGAAAAGAAGAAUGUAAGUACAGAAGAACCAAAGAAUGUUAAUCAACCCGAGAGACAUACCCAAUUAUUUAAAGAAUUUAGGAAGCUUGUUGCAGACAUUACUAACACAGAUAGUUAUUUGGAAAAAACAAGCUGCGUAAAAAAAGCCUUCAACAAACUAUUCCCAAACGACUCGUACAAAAACGACAUAAUCUUGUGGAGUAAACUACUGCUACCCGGAGUAAUUAAACGGGUUUAUAACUUACAAAACAAGCAAAUAGUCAAGCUGUUUAGUAGAUUAUUUAUAGCCGAUUUAAACGACAUGUUAACCCACCUAGAGCAAGGAGAUAUCGGAGAAACUGUACAAGAGUUUUUCAACACCAGCGUCAGUAUUAAACCAGCCAAAAAGAGUAUUUUAACAGUCAUAGAAGUAGAUGAAUUUUUAAAUGAACUCUCUAAACUUACAAAAGAAGACGAGCAGCUAAACCAUUUCAAAUUGAUAGUUCCGAAAUGCACAUCGAACGAUCUCAAAGCUAUCAUAAGGUUGAUAAAAGGGGAUUUGAGAAUGGGAGCCGGAGCUAAACAUAUAUUAGAAGGUGUGCAUGAGCAUGCUUACGAUUAUUAUCAAACAUCUAGGGACUUGGAUGUUGUGAUAUCUAAAUGCUUCAACAGUGAUUCCAAUUCUAAGGAAAAUAGCAUUAUUUUACUAACUCCUGUUAGGCCGAUGUUAGCGGAAUCCUGCAAUUCCGUGGAAAAAGCCAUGAAAAAAUGCCCGAACGGAAUGUACUCGGAAAUCAAGUACGACGGAGAGAGAGUACAGCUUCACAAACGCGGAUCCGACUUCAAGUAUUUCUCCAGAUCAUUGAAGCCGGUGAUGCCGCACAAAAUCCAUCAUUUCAAAGAGUACAUCCCGAAAGCUUUCCCGCACGCUAACGAUAUGAUUUUAGAUUGCGAGAUUCUCCUGAUGGAUACCGUUGCCAGCAAACCUUUACCUUUCGGGUCUCUGGGCAAGCACAAAAAGGCCGAAUUCCAAGACGCCACGGUGUGCCUGUUCGUCUUCGACUGCAUCUACUUCAACGGCGAAAGCCUAAUAGAGAAACCGCUCAGCAAGAGGAAGCGGAUCCUUCGAGAAAACAUGACGGAGAUACCCAACCGCAUCAUGUUCUCCGAAAUGCAGGAAAUCUACAAGAAAGAGGAUUUAACGAAAAUGAUAGCGAAAGUCCUAAAAAUGGGCCUCGAAGGACUGGUAUUGAAGGACAUAAAGAGCUUCUACGAGCCCGGUAAGAGACAUUGGUUGAAAGUUAAGAAGGAUUACCUCUUCGACGGCGCCAUGGCGGACAGUGCGGAUUUAUUAGUACUAGGAGCUUGGUACGGAACCGGCAAAAAGGGUGGAAUCAUGUCGGUAUUUUUAAUGGGCUGCUACAAUCCGAACAAUGACACCUUCUGUACCGUUACCAAAGUACACACGGGCCACGACGAUAAAACCUUGGAGCGACUACAAAACGAAUUGGACAUGAUCAAAAUCAGCCAGGAACCGAGCAAAGUACCCAAAUGGCUGAAGUGCACCAAGACGAUGAUCCCCGAUUUCGUCGCGAGGGACCCCAAAAACCAGCCCGUGUGGGAGGUAACCGGUGCGGAAUUCACCCAGCACGACAUCCACACCGCGGAUGGUAUCUCCAUUCGCUUUCCUAGAGUCACCAAAAUACGCCACGACAAAGACUGGCAAACGGCCACCAAUCUCCAAGAACUGAAACUCCUCUAUUCGAACUCCAAGGAAAACCCCGACGUGAGUAUUUUGCUCAAAGGAAUCGAGGAUUCCGAUCGGCCGAAGAGGAAACAUGAAGAUAGCGAGGUCGAUUCGCCUUCUCCCAAGAAGAAAAAAAUUGCAGAAGAUUUCGAUGAAGAAGAAACCGUUGGGAUUUUCUCGGGGAUAAAAGCGAUUGUAACCGACGAAUUGAAAUCGAAAAAUCCAGACGAUUGUAUUAGCAAAUUUAUCAAACACGAUGGUAGUAUUAUCGAGGAAGAUAAUCGCGACGAUGCUACGCACGCUCUACAUUUUUACAAUAUAAUCCGAGAGCCGGUUUUGUGUUGCCCACACACCGUCAAACAUGUAUCUUACAAUUGGAUUAUCGAUUCCUUAAAAGAUGGUGCUUUGAGGGAUUAUAAAAUGUACACUGUACAGUGGAAUCCGGACAUUUGAAUAUUUAAAAUAGCAAUUAUGAGGAUGCUUCAAGGGUAAUUUCUUCGCGAGAAGAGUAAUUUUAUUGUGAAACUGCAGGUGAUAUGGAGAUGGGGUUAGUAUUAGUAUUAAGUAACUUUUUAAAUUAUUUUAAUUAUACAUAUUGUUUUAUUGC
Molecule: messenger RNA, 2814 nt
Organism: Phyllotreta striolata
Lineage: Eukaryota; Metazoa; Arthropoda; Insecta; Coleoptera; Chrysomelidae
Source: the annotation of a GenBank genome assembly